This is a messenger RNA of Triticum turgidum subsp. durum (durum wheat), 324 nucleotides long. Lineage: Eukaryota; Viridiplantae; Streptophyta; Magnoliopsida; Poales; Poaceae. The record is from the annotation of a GenBank genome assembly.
AUGUUGAUGUUCCUCACGGCGUUCCCCAGGGGCUUCGCCAUUGAGGUGCUAGACGUGUACAAUGGCCCGCCGAGGGUUGCCUUCAAGUUCCGACACUGGGGUUACAUGGAGGGGCCAUUCAAGGGGCACCCUCCACACGGCCAGAGGGUCGAGUUCUUUGGGGUCUGCGUCUUCCAUAUAAGUUCCACAGUUGACGAGGACACGUGGGUGGAGAAGGCGGAGUACUUCUACAAGUGUGGCAACUUCCUCGUGAGCUUCUUCAGCGCGCCUGCUUCUGCUGCUGUUGCAUCGGCUUUAGGUUGCCCUCUGAUGAGAGUAAACUAG